AUGGCAUACAACAGACCUGAUGCCUCAACGGCAUUCACCUUUGACAACGAUGACCGCUUUGUCAACCAACAACCCAAAGGCCCCGAUCCAUUAUCGGCCAAUUGGAGUUAUGACAGCGCUAUCGAUCUGUUUUCGCUGAACACCAUGCUUCCUGAGACCUUCCCUCUCGAUAUCCCCAAUGAUAUGCUGCUCGAUCCCAAGGAUUUCCCUGUGGAUCUGUUCGCUCCCCCGGCAGAUAUCAGCGGAUUUGCAAUCUCUCACUCUGGCGAGGACUCUCUCUCAUCGGAUCUGGAAAGUGACGAUCAGCCGUGGUCUCCCGCCUGCCGUGUCUCAUCACUCGACUCGGCCACGAUAGACGCUCCCACUGUCUCGCCACGCACAACUGAAAAGCCAACAACUCGCCGCAGGACAGCCACCCAAAAACGCGAACAAGCUACCCGCUGGUCCUCCAGCCCUGAAAUGACUCCGCAAGAAUACCCCGUCACAUCACAGGCCACCAACUCUCCCGCUCCUGCACCAGUCUCUCCCCCUGCGGCCUCAACAUCCCGCAAGAACACGCGCAGUCUCUCCAGUGACUCGCAAACAGCAACGGGCCGCAACGCCGCCAAGCGUGCUGCCCACAACAUCAUUGAAAAGCGGUACCGCACCAACAUGAACGCCAAGUUUGUCGCCCUGGAAAAAGCCAUGUCCGGCAGCGGGGUCCAGAAACCCACCAAGGGCGGGUCGGGGCCCGCCUCGCUGAAGAAGUCGGAGAUCCUGACCAAUGCCAUUGCAUACAUGCAGGAGCUGCAGGACGAGAACGCCGCGCUGCAGAAGGAGCUGGCGCUUCUGAAACAGAAUCUGCUCCCGGGCGGGCUGUGGCGACACAACAAGGAGAGUGAGAAGUUUCGCACAUAG
This is a messenger RNA of Aspergillus pseudoviridinutans, 897 nucleotides long. Its product is annotated as basic helix-loop-helix domain-containing protein. NCBI's taxonomy places the organism in Eukaryota, Fungi, Ascomycota, Eurotiomycetes, Eurotiales, Aspergillaceae. Gene Ontology annotation, molecular function: protein dimerization activity. The record is from RefSeq and is a predicted model, not a curated record. The coding region runs from base 1 to 897 and encodes 298 amino acids. The transcript is spliced from 2 exons.